AUGGGUGAAACUAAUAAUAUAACUGAUGAACAAUUAAAUGAUGAAUGUUCAGAUGAAACUAUCAUUUUGAACGUUGGUGGUAUUAAAUAUGAAACAUAUCAAUCUACGCUCACUGCAUACCCUGAUACAUUUCUCGGAACAAUGUUUCAGAAAAGAAAUAGGUCAUUAUUAAUUCCAAGGAAUGGUAAUGAAUAUUUCUUUGAUCGUUCCGGACAAAUCUUUCAUUAUGUUAUGCAAUUUUAUCGAACAGGAAAAUUAAAUCUUGAAAAUCAAUUAGAUUCAGUAUCAAUAACACCAAAAGAAAUAGAAAUCGAACUGGACUUUUUUCAAAUUCCACGUCCAACAUCUAUUGAUAAAAUUGCAAUUACAAAAAUUAGAAAUUUAAUUAACGCAUUCAAUCAAUUAAUUAGUAAAGUUGUAGAAAGUUAUUUGAAAGAAUCUUCCUUUAAAACAGAUAUUGAUGUACUUUUUCUUAGUAAUGGACAAGCUACUGUUCAUGCUUUAUUAGAUGAAAAUAAUUUAUCUGAUGUAUUUUUAGACACAAAACGUUAUGCAUACAAUAUAAUGACCCUAUAUAAGGAUAUAAUUAAAGAACGUCUUGAAAAUGAAUAUCCGGAAUUAACUUGGGUACAUCAGCAUAAUGGAGAGGAUUUACAAUAUUGGAAGAUUAAACUUUCCAUUUCUUGGACUUUGAAUAAAGAAAAAAUCAUAAAAAAUUUGUAA
Messenger RNA from Cetraspora pellucida, 723 nucleotides. NCBI's taxonomy places the organism in Eukaryota, Fungi, Glomeromycota, Glomeromycetes, Diversisporales, Gigasporaceae. The record is from the annotation of a GenBank genome assembly.